GCCAUUGCAGUUAUCGUUAACAGCAUUGUGUUCCGGAUGCAACCCUAAAUUGCGAGAAGCAUCGAGAAUUUUCGAGGAGCAGACUGCGCCGAGUCUAUAUAAAGGCGCGUCGCGCUGUCAAAUCAACUCAUUUAGCAAAAAGUAAGAGAGAAAGACGGUUCGAGAGAGUAAAGAACGCAAGAGCAAGACAAUUGAUUGAAAAUAAAACACAUCAAAUAUUAUUUGUGAAGACAAAUUGUACGUGCGGAAAAACAGCAUUUUAUAUUUCAAAUUACAACAAAAGAACAAAAUCGAAUAGUGCAGUUAACGAAAAAAAGUGAAGAAGCAGCUGCAAAGCAAAUAAAAGUACAAAUACAAACACACACACAUAUACAUAUAUAAGACCGAGAGAGAAAAAAGAGAAGACAAAAUGGGCAAAGACUUCUACAAGAUUCUCGGCAUUGACAAGAAGGCCACAGACGAUGAUAUAAAGAAGGCGUACCGAAAACUGGCACUCAAAUAUCAUCCGGACAAGAACAAGAGUCCCCAGGCGGAGGAGAGAUUCAAGGAGAUUGCCGAGGCCUAUGAGGUGCUAUCCGACAAGAAGAAGCGCGACAUCUUCGAUCAGUAUGGCGAGGACGGACUGAAGGGUGGACAACCGGGACCAGAUGGCAUGCCAGGCCAUCCCGGUGGCUACACAUAUCAGUUCCAUGGGGAUCCACGUGCCACAUUCGCGCAGUUCUUUGGCUCACAGAAUAUCUUUGGUGCCGCGGAUCCAUUUAGCGGCUUCUUUUCCGGUGGCGGCGAUGGCCAGGAACAGGUCUUCAUGAACAUUGGCGGCGAUGAGAUGUUUGGCGGUGGCGGUUUCGGUGGCAAUCCUAUGGGAGCCUUCCGCUCCCAGUCGUUCAAUGCCCAGGCGCCCAGUCGGAAGCGACAGCAACAGGAUCCUCCCAUCGAGCAUGAUUUGUAUGUGACGCUGGAGGAGGUGGACAGGGGCACCACCAAGAAAAUGAAAAUCUCUCGCAUGUCCAUGGCCACGGGAACAGCGCGCAAAGAGGAAAAGGUGCUGAGCAUUACAGUGAAACCCGGCUGGAAGGCAGGCACCAAAAUCACAUUCCCCAAGGAAGGCGAUCAGGCACCACAAAAGGUUCCCGCCGACAUCAUCUUCAUCAUUCGGGACAAACCGCACUCGCAGUUCAAGCGGGAGGGCAGUGAUCUGCGCUAUAACGCCCAGCUGAGCCUGAAGCAGGCGUUGUGUGGCGCCUCCGUGACGGUGCCAACGCUUCAGGGGGAUCGCAUCUCGGUCAGCACUCAAGGCGAAGUUAUUAAGCCCACCACCGUGAAGCGCAUCAGCGGACGUGGACUGCCCUUCCCCAAGGAGCCAUCACGACGAGGCGAUCUCAUUGUUGCCUUUGACAUUAAAUUCCCAGACACGCUGCCACCAAGUCUGAGGAAUCAAUUGGCGGAGCUAUUGCCAAACUAAAUAUAUAAACUUAUAGAGCUUCAUACUCCUCCCAAUCCCAAAACGUUCACUAUAAAUCUGUAUAGUAAAUUGUAUUUAAUUUAAGUGCUAGUUAACAUAAGUUUAUCGCCCGAUGUAAAGGGAUACUAAAUGAAUUAUCGGUUGAGGAUUGAAUUAUGUUUCCCCAAUUGUUAGAGAUUGUUUGUAGAUACAAGAUACAACCCCUAAAAUUCUGUUGUCGCGAUAAGAUAAGAAAUGAAUUCAAACAACACACAAAACAUUAACACCUAAAUUCUGCAAAUAGAUUUUAGAAUAUUGUGUAGUGUUUAAAACUGGAGACUGAUCGUUUAUUGUAAUAGAAAUUAUAAAUUAAUACAUAUAUAUAUUUAUUAAGCAUUCUUACAAAUUCUAAUGAAAUUAAACAAAAUAAAUCAUGUUGAGAAAUUAAUAUAUUUAUUUAUAUCAAUGUCUAUUGUUGAGCAUAUCUUCAAAUCGAUCGUCUUCUGUAAAACACUGCACAAUUUCUUUGUACUCCACAUCGGCUAUUAUAUUAUAUAAAUAUUUAAUAUUUAUAUUGUAAGAAACUACACACACACAUCUGCAUAUACACACAGACACAUGCAGUAGGUUUAGUACGUUUUAGUACCAUAAUAUUUAUAUUAAAAAAAAGUAUUUAAUAAACUAAUUAAAAUAAACUGAAUA
Drosophila innubila is the source of this 2143-nucleotide messenger RNA. RefSeq names its product dnaJ protein homolog 1 (gene DnaJ-1). Gene Ontology annotation, biological process: negative regulation of transcription by RNA polymerase II. Gene Ontology annotation, cellular component: cytosol. The record is from RefSeq and is a predicted model, not a curated record. The transcript has 2 exons. Gene Ontology annotation, molecular function: protein-folding chaperone binding. NCBI's taxonomy places the organism in Eukaryota, Metazoa, Arthropoda, Insecta, Diptera, Drosophilidae. Bases 410 to 1462 code for a protein of 350 amino acids.